Aspergillus puulaauensis is the source of this 792-nucleotide messenger RNA. RefSeq lists its product as uncharacterized. Lineage: Eukaryota; Fungi; Ascomycota; Eurotiomycetes; Eurotiales; Aspergillaceae. The coding region runs from base 1 to 792 and encodes 263 amino acids. The record is from RefSeq and is a predicted model, not a curated record. The transcript is spliced from 3 exons.
AUGCCCGUUGUUGCUGUCGCCGGAGGCACGGGCGGUGUCGGCAAGACUCUUGUUGACGUCCUCACACAAGAGGCCAGGCACGAGAUCGUUGUACUUACACGCAAGGCACGCGAAAAUGAUGCAAUCCUCGACCGCGCAAAACAGAUUGAAGUCGAUUACUCGGACAUCGCGUCGCUCACUCAGGUACUCGAAGAGCACAAAGUCAGCAUUGUCAUCUCGGCAUUAUCGCUCUUCGAAGACGAGCAUAGCGUGUCGCAGCUGAACCUCAUUAAGGCGGCCGAAGAUGCGUCUUCGACGAGGAGGUUCAUCCCGAGUGAAUACUCGUUUAUUCAGACAGAGGACCUCCUUCCCCUCGACCCAAGCAUAAAGUACUUCCUGGACGCGGCGAACCAGCUCAGAAGUUCAAAAACACUGCAGUUUACGCGCGUAGUCCCGGGCUUCUUCAUGGACUACUGGGGCAUGCCGCAUGUACGCACUAAUAUCAAGCCGAUGGCCUUCGGUGUCGAUAUGCAGAGCUGCGAGGCGGUUAUCCCGGGCGACGGGAACGAUGUGAUCUGCAUGACUUAUACAUAUGACAUGGCGGUGUUUAUCGCGCGGUUGUUGGAGGUUGAGCAGUGGGAGGAGUUUAGUGUUGUUGUUGGGGAUGAGGUUACGUUUAAUCAGUUGGUUGAGCUUGGGGAGAGAAUUAGGGGUAAGUUUCGUCUAUUUUAUUGCAGUUGUUCCGAUUCGUCUAUAUUUUGGAAGGUUUGCGUUACUAAUUCAACCAGGGAGGAAAUUCAAGGUGGUGUAUGA